GCAGCUGCUGGACGCUGAAGACCUGGUGCUCGCUUCCCUACAUCCCGCAGCCUCGUCCCGCGUGCUCCACUCCGCUCCCCUCCGCCGAUCCGCAGGUCCUCCGCCCGCCGGGCGUCAUGCAUCCCGCGCGCCCCGCGAUCUGGGCGGCUGCGCUCACCGCACUCACUCUGCUCCGCGGGCCGCCGGUGGCGCGGGCCGGCGCGGGCGCGGUGGGCGCGGGCCCCGUGGUGCGCUGCGAACCGUGCGACGCGCGUGCGCUGGCCCAGUGCGCGCCUCCGCCCACCGCGCCCGCGUGCACGGAGCUGGUGCGAGAACCCGGCUGCGGCUGCUGCUUGACUUGCGCGCUGCGAGAAGGGGACGCGUGCGGCGUCUACACCGAGCGCUGCGGCACCGGCCUCCGCUGCCAGCCGCGGCCCGCGGAGCAGUACCCUCUGAAGGCGCUGCUCAACGGCCGCGGGUUCUGUGCCAACGCCAGCGCCGCCGGCAGCCUGAGCGCCUACCUGCCCUCCCAACCCGCUCCAGGAAAUGCCAGCGAGUCUGAGGAGGACCACGGUGCUGGGAGUGUGGAAAGCCAGGCUGUCCCCAGCACACACCGAGUGACCGAUUCCAAGUUCCAUCCCCUCCAUGCAAAGAUAGAUGUCAUCAAAAAAGGCCAUGCCAGGGACAGCCAACGUUACAAAGUUGACUAUGAGUCACAGAGCACAGACACCCAGAACUUCUCCUCUGAGUCUAAGCGGGAGACAGAAUAUGGUCCCUGCCGCAGAGAAAUGGAAGACACACUGAAUCAUCUGAAGUUCCUCAAUGUGUUGAGUCCCAGAGGUGUCCACAUCCCAAACUGUGACAAGAAGGGGUUCUAUAAGAAGAAGCAGUGCCGCCCAUCCAAAGGCAGAAAGCGGGGCUUCUGCUGGUGUGUGGACAAGUACGGACAGCCCUUGCCUGGCUACGACACCAAGGGGAAAGAUGACGUGCACUGCCUCAGUGUGCAGAGCCAGUAGAUGCCGCUGAGCCACUUGACGUGGAGAACAAAUACGCCUUAUUUUGCACAAAGGACUGCCAACAACAUGAUCAGCAGCUGGCUACAGCCUUGAUUUUAUUUCUUUUUUUGUGGUGAACUGAUUAAAAAAAAAAACCAAAGUUUAGACAGA
This is a messenger RNA of Arvicola amphibius (Eurasian water vole), 1145 nucleotides long. RefSeq names its product insulin like growth factor binding protein 3 (gene Igfbp3). Lineage: Eukaryota; Metazoa; Chordata; Mammalia; Rodentia; Cricetidae. Gene Ontology annotation, molecular function: fibronectin binding; insulin-like growth factor I binding; insulin-like growth factor II binding. The transcript has 5 exons. The coding region runs from base 117 to 995 and encodes 292 amino acids. The record is from RefSeq and is a predicted model, not a curated record. Gene Ontology annotation, biological process: regulation of insulin-like growth factor receptor signaling pathway. Gene Ontology annotation, cellular component: extracellular region.